AUGCGCCCUCUUCCUCGGUCGGCUCUUCGGCCCUAUAUCUGUCCAUACUGUCGGUCGGGGGCAGUUACACGCAGGAGAUUUGCGACUCAGUCCUCCUCUGUACCCGAGAUCUAUGAUGUAGUUUGUGUCGGAGGUGGUCCUGCUGGCCUGGGGCUGUUGGCCGCUCUCAGAGCUUCUCCAGCCACUUCAAAACUCAAGGUCGCCCUUAUAGAGACCCAGGAUCUAAGCAGAGCCCGCUCGUGGAAGCUCGAACCGCACCAGUUCUCCAACCGAGUCAGCAGUCUGACACCGUCAUCUGUGUCGUUCCUUCAGAGGAUUGGAGCGUGGGAUCAUGUCGACGCGAGUCGUGCUCAGGAGUACCAGGAGAUGCAGGUAUGGGAUGGAGAGACAGGAUCGCGCAUAUCAUUCGACUGGUCCAUGGAAACAUCUCCCUUUGAAAAUCUCCCCACUGUAGCGACGAUGACGGAGAACGCGAAUCUCGUCCGCGGACUGCUAUCGCGUAUCGAGGCAUCAGGCGAAGAGAAUCUAUCCAUCUUCUCAAACACAACGGUCUCGUCGAUAGAGAAUGGCAUUGACGACUCCAUGGGGCCGAAUCUGUCGGCUUGGCCGGUCCUGUCACUCUCUCCUACUGGCCCCGCGGGACAAUCCCAGACGCCUUCGCGCAUCGCAGCCAGGCUCUUGGUCGGAGCCGAUGGUAUCAACAGCCCCGUUCGUCGUUGGGCCGGCAUCAUGACGGAUGGCUGGGACUACGAUAGGCAUGGCGUGGUAGCCACCCUAUCUUUGUCGGAUCCAGUUUCGCCUACAUUUCCCAUCGGCACCAGUACCGCCUACCAGCGUUUCCUGCCAUCCUUAGGGGGUCCCAUUGCUCUGCUCCCUCUUCCCAACAACACCGCAACUCUAGUGUGGUCCACCACCGUCGAAAAUGCCGCCUACCUCAAGUCUCUGUCGCCUAGAGCCUUCAUCGCCAUGGUCAACGCUGCUUUCCGUCUUUCCAUGGCCGAUCUCAAGUACAUGAUAAACAUGGAACGCCCAGCAAACCCAAUGGCAGAUGCUGAGAACCCCCACGAAGACGAACUUACAUGGCGCCUGCAACAUACCCCUCAGCCAUCCCACAUUCCGCCUAUGGUCAACGGAGUUCAAGAGGGCAGUGUGGCCUCCUUCCCGCUGCGCUUCCGCCACGCAUCGACCUACAUCUCGCCCCGAGUAGCUCUGGUCGGCGACGCGGCCCACGUCAUCCACCCACUGGCGGGACAGGGUCUCAACCUCGGUCUCGGGGACGUGGCUUCCCUCUCCAAGACGAUCGAGUACGCCGUCAACCACGGGAUGGAUGUAGGUGAUAUCCUGACUCUGGAACGCUAUACCGCAGAGCGAUACGCCACUAACGCCAAGAUCGGCGCUGCUUGCGAUGUCCUGCACAAGCUGUAUAAUGUUCCUGGCCAGGGGCCGGUUACCUGGGCUCGGAGUUUCGGUCUCGAUGUCAUUGAUCGCUUACCGUUUGUCAAGAAUUUCUUGAUGAAAAAUGCACAGGGAUGA
Messenger RNA from Aspergillus novofumigatus IBT 16806, 1533 nucleotides. Its product is annotated as putative ubiquinone biosynthesis monooxgenase (Coq6). The coding region runs from base 1 to 1533 and encodes 510 amino acids. Gene Ontology annotation, biological process: ubiquinone biosynthetic process. Gene Ontology annotation, molecular function: FAD binding; oxidoreductase activity, acting on paired donors, with incorporation or reduction of molecular oxygen, NAD(P)H as one donor, and incorporation of one atom of oxygen; 2-octaprenyl-6-methoxyphenol hydroxylase activity. The transcript is spliced from 2 exons. Gene Ontology annotation, cellular component: mitochondrion. Lineage: Eukaryota; Fungi; Ascomycota; Eurotiomycetes; Eurotiales; Aspergillaceae. The record is from RefSeq and is a predicted model, not a curated record.